Synchytrium microbalum is the source of this 1632-nucleotide messenger RNA. RefSeq lists its product as uncharacterized. Lineage: Eukaryota; Fungi; Chytridiomycota; Chytridiomycetes; Synchytriales; Synchytriaceae. The transcript is spliced from 2 exons. The coding region runs from base 1 to 1632 and encodes 543 amino acids. The record is from RefSeq and is a predicted model, not a curated record.
AUGUCACGUCCACCACAAUCUGUGAAUGACGAUGUCAUGUCUCUCCUCGACUCUCUAACCGGAGAACUACCUCCUUCGGCUGCAUCAACAAACAAUGGCAACACGGCCGUCCCAACUGAAGAUGUCCUAGCCUUUCUCGACGAACUCACCCAAACCAGUACUAGUCAGCCUAUGAAAUCGUCAUAUAAUAGCUACUCGUCUCAACCACCUCCACCAUCAUCGCAAGGUAGCAGACCACCUACAGUGUCAAAUGUAGGAUCAACACUACCUGGACCACCUAUGAUAUCAAAUGUAGGUCUAGGAUCAUCAACCCCUGCAUCUUUUCCAGCUGUAUCAAUAGGAUCAUCACUAGCAGCACCACCUCCGGCAACAAAGGUACAAGCAUCUAGCGCUCCCAUUCCAUUUGGAGGUGGACCACUGCGUGACACCUCGACUAGAUCUCCCCAACCGCAACAACAGCAACUACAGCCACCUCCAGCAACCAGUAUGAAAUCAAGUCUAGUUCCUGCUACUGUAACUGCGGCUUCCACAAACGAGGACGGGCUGUCUACUCCUUUGGCAGCUCCAACAUUCUCGACUACACGAUCUAAACAUUACCCCGUACAUCCUACGCUACAAGCAGCACAACCGAGUGGUAAUGUCAAUCAUCCAUUAAAUAAUAUUAAUAUUCAAAGACCAGAUGAGAGAAUCAUACCACAACAACAACAGCCACCUCAACAGCAGCAAUCAAAUUGGACUUGGGACUCGUUCGUAAACACAGCUCGAGCGCAAGCAGCCUCCGUAUCAGCAUCCGUAUCAACAAUCUCUGCCCAAACAUUCGACAAGGUAGCCCAGGUAGCUGAAACAUCCAUAAAAACAAUAUCUGCAAACGACACUGUCAAACAACUCAACACGGGAGUCGCAUCACUCAAUUUAUCUAGACUGGCAAGCACCGUGUCGAAUACGCUAGCUCCUAGUACUCAUAGCAACGAGCAUGGAAACGGGACUGGGGAUUUAGCGCUUUUCCCAACAGUCAUGUUGUGGUUUUGUGCCAAGACUGCUGAUCAUGAUAUUGAUCAGCUGCAUGAGUAUAUACAGGGUACUGUUAAUGAGCUGUGGUUGAGUCGUGCUCCUGGUGUUGCUAGAGUUUGUAAUAAGGUGGUUGUCAAUAGUGUCAAGGAUAAGGAUCCCAGGAUGGCGAAUAGUUUGGAACUGGCUAUUACUUGGACACAGGAAACACUCGUCCGUCUAAAAAAGCUCGCUGAAACACACACAUCUCAAACACCAGCAACAACAGCACAACCACCACAUCAUCUCUUUCUAAUCAUACAACCAUUCACAAUCCAGGUUGGCACCAAAAGACAUUUACAGCAUUAUAUAGUAAUCAUGGAUGAAGACGAAUUAAUCAAUCUCGUAUCUCAGUCAGUGUCUGAUGAAGGGCAUGACAAGAGCUUGGAGAAAUGGGCAUCAGUGCAACGUGGUAGAGUUGUGGAAGGGAGUGUCGCUGAUUUGUGUGAGGAGUAUGCGGUUAGAUGUUUGGGUGAUAGUGUCGGUGCUGCUAGUGUCCCUGUGAAUAUGGGGUUAAGUAGCAUCGCUACUGGUUCUCCAAAUGCUGGUGGUGGUAGCCCAAACAUGAAAAUGCAACAACUUUGA